Molecule: messenger RNA, 399 nt
Organism: Solanum pennellii
Lineage: Eukaryota; Viridiplantae; Streptophyta; Magnoliopsida; Solanales; Solanaceae
Exons: 2
Coding region: 1-399 (132 amino acids)
Source: RefSeq, a predicted model, not a curated record
AUGGGUGCUAAGCUUACAGUUAUAGAAAAUAGGUGCAACGAUGAUAUUGAAAUUAGAGUUUGGGUUCCUCCUGCUCGACCCGACAAAUUUCAAAGCAUAAUCAGAAUUGAAGGUAAUGGUGGAUGGAAGGAAGUGAAUUCAAAGAAUUUUAUCCAUGCAGAUGCUACGAUUCUUGAUGAACGUGUGUCGUCUACUAUGUUGAUGAUUUAUAUUGAUGGUGUUUAUACAGGAUAUUACUUUCUUCUCACAGACUUGGUUAAAUAUGCCAAACUCAUCAUAUGUAACAGAAAAAAUGAAGAUGGGAUGGUUGUUGUUCAAGGAAUCAAACCAACUUUCAACUUCUGCAGAUUCAAGGGCUGCGCCUUCUUUCCCUAUAUCAGAGAAAAGGAGAUGAUUUAA